CGAGUUGCGCAGGCGCAGUGAGGCCGGCAUCAUGGCGUCCAGGCCCAAGCGGCGUGCCUUGGGUCGCGGGGCUCCGCGGGUUCCAGGUGUUCCGGACCCGCGAGUCGAGGAAGAAGACGAAGAUGAAGUGGAGGAUGAGGACGAAGAUGAUGAAGACAGUGACGAAGAAGAGGAUGAAGACGACGAGACUGUCGACGAGGAAGUGAAUGUUGAAUUUGAAGCGUAUUCCAUCUCAGAUAAUGAUUAUGACGGAAUUAAGAAGUUACUGCAGCAGCUUUUCCUAAAGGCUCCGGUGAACACUGCAGAACUAUCUGACCUCUUAAUUCAACAAAACCAUAUCGGGAGUGUGAUUAAGCAAACGGACGUUUCAGAAGACAGUGGUGACGAUGUGGACGAAGAUGAGAUUUUUGGAUUCAUAAGUCUUUUAAAUUUAACUGAAAGAAAGGGUACGCCGUGUGUGGAGCAAAUUAAAGAGCUGGUCCUGAGCUCCUGUGAGAAGACCUGUGGAAAGGGCUCGGCUGAACAGCUGGACGCGCUCUUCAACGACCCCUCCAAGCCUGUGGGCUUCCUGCUCAGUGAGAGGUUCAUUAACGUCCCUCCUCAGAUCGCGCUGCCCAUGCACCAGCAGCUCCAGAAAGAGCUGGCGGAGGCACACAGGACUAACAAGCCAUGCGGACAGUGUUCCUUCUACCUUCUGAUUAGCAAGACGUUCGUGGAAGCCGGAAGAAACAAUCCCAAGAGGAAAUGGAGCCACCAGGAAAAAGAUGAGUUAAUGUUUGCAAAUGCAGAGGAAGAAUUUUUUUAUGAGAAGGCGAUCGUGAAGUUCAGCUUCUCAGUGCAGGAAGAGAGCGACACGUGUCUGGGAGGCAGGUGGUCCUUUGACGACGUCCCCAUGAAGCCCCUGCGCACCGUGAUGUUGAUUCCAGGUGACCAGAUGGAUGAAAUCAUGGGUGAACUGAAAAAGCAUCUCUCUCUCUGACCCGUUAUUUCCCAUGGACCGCGGGGGGCUACUUUUCGUUUUUGUAAAAUUACCAGAAGACAGCUCACAUUUAGUGAAAACUCAUGACUUUAUUCAGAUUAAGGUCCUCUACAAAAAAGUAGGGUUCUGGCACCUGUGUCUGUGACACAUUUACAAAAUAGUUUUUAAAAAAAAAAAAAA
This is a messenger RNA of Hyaena hyaena (striped hyena), 1159 nucleotides long. It is a transcript of the gene BCCIP, whose product is annotated as BRCA2 and CDKN1A interacting protein. Gene Ontology annotation, cellular component: nucleus. Lineage: Eukaryota; Metazoa; Chordata; Mammalia; Carnivora; Hyaenidae. The record is from RefSeq and is a predicted model, not a curated record. The transcript has 7 exons. Bases 32 to 979 code for a protein of 315 amino acids.